AUGAGGUCAUUCAACCAGGUUUCAUCAGCCCCAGGCGGGGCGAGCAAAGGUGGUGGAGAAGACCCGGGGAAACUGUCUGAGCCGGCAGAGGAAGAACCUUCCCAGGUUUUGCAUGGGACUGGUCAUUGCAAGUGGUUCAAUGUGCGCAUGGGAUUUGGAUUCAUCUCCAUGAUAAACCGAGAGGGAAGCCCCUUGGAUAUUCCAGUCGAUGUAUUUGUACACCAAAGCAAACUAUUCAUGGAAGGAUUUAGAAGCCUAAAAGAAGGAGAACCAGUGGAAUUCACAUUUAAAAAAUCUUCCAAAGGCCUUGAAUCAAUACGGGUAACAGGACCUGGUGGGAGCCCCUGUUUAGGAAGCGAAAGAAGACCCAAAGGGAAGACACUACAGAAAAGAAAACCAAAGGGAGAUAGAUGCUACAACUGUGGUGGCCUUGAUCAUCAUGCUAAGGAAUGUAGUCUACCUCCUCAGCCAAAGAAGUGCCAUUACUGCCAGAGCAUCACGCACAUGGUGGCAAACUGCCCGCAUAAAACUGUUGCACAGCCGCCCGCCAGCUCUCAGGGAAGACAGGAAGCAGAAUCCCAGCCAUGCACUUCGACUUUCCCUCGAGAAAUGGGAGGCGGGCAUGGCUGUACAUCACCACUGUUUCCUCAGGAGGCGAGGGCAGAGAUCUCAGAACGGUCAGGCAGGUCACCUCAAGAAGCUUCCUCCUCCAAGUCGUCUGCAGCACCAGAAGAGCAAAGCAAGAAGGGGCCUUCAGUCCAGAAAAGGAAAAAGACAUAACACUUGUUAAUGUAUCGCUUUCUUUACCCGGUUGGGACGUCUACCUCAUGCAAGUAUAGGGGAACA
Messenger RNA from Otolemur garnettii (small-eared galago), 846 nucleotides. RefSeq names its product lin-28 homolog B (gene LIN28B). The transcript has 4 exons. Gene Ontology annotation, molecular function: nucleic acid binding; zinc ion binding. Bases 1 to 780 code for a protein of 259 amino acids. Lineage: Eukaryota; Metazoa; Chordata; Mammalia; Primates; Galagidae. The record is from RefSeq and is a predicted model, not a curated record.